UGACCGUUAGUUACCUCUGUGCUCCGCAUCGAGCAGAGCUAUAAAACCUGGCGGAGGAGAAGAAACUGUUUUGUCACUGACUGAGAAAGACGAGCGAGACUGCGAGUCCCGACAAGGGAAGGGUUUUCCUCGUUUUUGGUUUGCCUGGGUAUGACACAAGCAAGAGUGGAUAGGAAAAAGUGAGGAUCAGGAGUUUGCUUGUGAAGGUGGGGAGAAGACAACAUGGCAGUCUCCACUCAGUUGGGUUUGCUGCUGUGGAAGAACUUCACCUACCGACGGAGACAAACUAUCCAGCUGCUCAUUGAGAUCAUCUGGCCUCUAUUCAUUUUCUUUAUUUUGAUAUCAGUCCGGAUACAUUACCCACCCUACGAACAACAUGAAUGCCACUUCCCCAACAAAGCCAUGCCCUCUGCAGGCACCCUGCCAUGGGUACAGGGCAUCAUCUGUAACGCCAACAACCCCUGCUUCCGUCAUCCCACUCCGGGAGAGAGUCCAGGAGUUGUGGGGAAUUUUAAUGACUCAAUAAUCUCUCGUUUGUUGACUGAUGCCAAGAAGAUCCUGCUCUACUCUCAGAACGAUAAGAGCUACGAAGGCUACAAAGGACUGCUGAGGGCCCUCAGGAAACUUCAGAAGAACACAGCUCGUUUCAAGCUGAAGGACUUCUUACAAGACAAUGAAACUCUUUCCCAUUUUCUGCACCACAAUGCAUCUCUCCCUCACCAUGCGCUGAAGCACAUCGUGGAGGCUGAUGUCAAUCUUGAAAAGGUGCUCACCAAAGGUUUUGGGUUUCAUCUUCGUGACCUCUGCAACACCACCCCUCUGGAGGAGUUUGUCCUGAUUGCCGACCCCAACGUUUCCCGUUUAACUCAAGAAAUAAUCUGCAACUCGUCAAGUGACUGGCUAAACAAAGCUCAGCACCACUUCCUCUCCAACUUGGAUUUCCUCAAACCGAUCCGGAGGGACGUGAAGGCAGACCCCAAAGUUGUUCAGGAAGUCUCAGCUGCGACUGAUAACCUCCUGGAGAGCCUGGGAGCGCUGGCCGUGGAGUUUUCCAGCAUGAAGAGUUGGAAGGACAUGAGGAAGGAGAUCCUCUAUCUGACUGCAAACCCCACAGGGUCUCCAAACCAAAUGUACCAGGCUGUGUCCCGGAUCGUGUGUGGACACCCAGAGGGGGGAGGCCUCAAAAUCAAGUCUCUCAACUGGUACGAAGACAACAACUACAAGGCGCUGUUUGGAAACCACGGCAACGACAGCGACAAUGAGCCGAUCUCCAGUUACGAUAACUCUUCCACACCGUACUGUAACAACAUGAUGAAGAGCCUGGAGUCCAGCCCCAUUUCCAGAAUGAUCUGGCGAGCGCUGAAACCUCUGCUCAUGGGGAAGAUUCUGUACACCCCAGAUACUCCAGCAACCCAGAGGAUCAUCCAUGAGGUUAAUAAGACCUUCCAGGAGCUGGGCGUGUUGAGGGACCUGGGAGGAAUGUGGGAAGAAAUGAAGCCCAAACUCUGGAACUUCAUGGAGAGCAGUGAGGAAAUGGACAUGGUCAGGAACUUGCUGCAGAGUAAUGUCGGCGCCGCGUUCCUGAACGCACAGCUCAGUGAGACUGAGUGGAGCGUGUCAGACGUGGCGAACUUCCUGUCAAAAGCCUCAGAGGACAAAAGACCUGCAGGGACCGCAUACUCCUGGAGAGAUAUCUUCAAUGAGAGCGAUCACGCCAUCCAGACCAUUUCCCGCUUCAUGGAGUGUGUGAACCUGGAUAAACUGGAGCCGGUGGCCAAUGAGGAGCGCUUGGUCAACAAAUCCAUGAGUCUCCUGGAUAACCAGAAGUUCUGGGCUGGAAUUGUGUUUCCCGACAUAUCGCACAGCGACAACAGCGACCUGCCGCCCAACGUCAACUACAAGAUCCGCAUGGACAUCGAUAACGUGGAGAGAACCAACAAGAUUAAAGACGGAUACUGGGACCCCGGUCCCAGAGCAGACCCAUUUGAGGACCUCCGGUACGUCUGGGGAGGGUUCUCGUACCUGCAGGACGUCAUAGAGCAGGGAAUCAUCAGAGCGGUCACCGGCUCAAAGGAGAAGACAGGCAUCUACAUUCAGCAGAUGCCUUACCCCUGCUACGUUGAUGACAUUUUCUUGCGAGUGAUGAGUCGCUCCAUGCCGCUCUUCAUGACUCUGGCCUGGAUGUACUCGGUGGCCAUCAUAAUUAAAGGCGUGGUGUACGAGAAGGAGGCCCGCCUGAAGGAGACCAUGAGGAUCAUGGGGCUGAACAACGGCACCCUGUGGCUGAGCUGGUUCAUCAGCAGCUUGAUCCCGCUGCUGAUCAGCGCAGGGCUGCUGGUGAUGUUGCUGAAGAUGGGAAACCUGCUUCCUUACAGCGAUUCUGGCGUCGUCUUCCUCUUCCUGGGAUCCUUCGGCGUUGUAACCAUCAUGCAGUGUUUUCUCAUCAGCACGCUGUUUUCUCGUGCCAACCUGGCCGCGGCGUGCGGUGGCAUCAUAUACUUCACUCUCUACUUGCCUUACGUUCUGUGUGUUGCCUGGCAAGACUAUGUGGGAUUUGGAGCAAAAGUUGUAGUGAGUCUGCUGUCUCCUGUGGCUUUUGGCUUUGGCUGCGAGUACUUUGCCUUGUUUGAGGAGCAAGGAGUGGGAAUCCAGUGGUCCAACUUGCUGGCAAGCCCCUUAGAGGAGGACAGCUACAACCUAACCACAUCCAUCUGCCUCAUGCUGUUUGAUGCCGUGCUGUACGGAAUCAUGACCUGGUACAUUGAAUCGGUUUUCCCUGGUCAGUAUGGAAUCCCCAGACCUUGGUAUUUCCCUUUCACCAAAUCAUAUUGGUGUGGAGAAAAAGAAAAUAAAGACAUGUCUGCAUCGAUGUCAAAGAAGGGAAACGCAGAGGCUGUGUGCAUUGAGGAGGAACCUGGCCACAUUGAUCCCGGAGUUUACAUCGAAAACCUUGUGAAGGUCUACAGUCACGGAAACAAGCUGGCUGUUGAUGGACUGAGCCUGAAGUUCUAUGAAGGACAGAUCACCUCCUUCUUGGGUCACAAUGGAGCCGGCAAGACCACCACCAUGUCCAUUCUAACUGGGUUGUUCCCGCCCACCUCUGGCACCGCCUACAUCCUGGGGAAGGACAUCCGCUCCGAACUCAGCACUAUCCGACAGAAUCUGGGCGUCUGCCCACAGCACAACGUGCUUUUCAGCAUGUUGACAGUAGAGGAACACAUCUGGUUCUACGCGCGCCUGAAAGGGCUUCCAGAGGAGAAGGUGAAGGCUGAAAUGGAACAAAUUGUGAAUGAUGUCGGCCUUCCUCACAAACGAAACUCUCGCACAAGCACCCUGUCAGGUGGGAUGCAGAGGAAGCUGUCAGUGGCUCUGGCUUUUGUCGGGGGCUCCAAAGUUGUGAUUCUUGAUGAGCCCACAGCUGGUGUUGACCCCUACGCUCGAAGGGGAAUCUGGGACCUGUUGCUAAAAUACAGACAAGGCCGUACCAUCAUUCUGUCCACUCAUCACAUGGAUGAAGCUGACAUCCUGGGUGACAGAAUUGCUAUCAUUUCCCAUGGCAAGCUCUGCUGUGUGGGCUCCUCCCUCUUCCUGAAGACUCAACUCGGUACAGGCUACUACCUGACGCUGGUGAAAAGAGACUACGACUUGACUCUGCAGUCCUGCAGGAACUCUGCCAGCACAGUUUCCUACAGCAAGAAAACAGAGAAGGAGGACAGCAUAUCUGAGAGCAGUUCAGAUGCUGGACUGGGCAGUGAACCUGACAGUGAAACCACCACUAUUGGUAAGACAUGGAUUAAAAAAUCCUUUAACCCCUUUUCUGAUAGACAUUCACUCAAAUACCUUACGUCUUCAUUCUUUUCCACAGAUGUUUCCCUCAUUUCCAACGUGAUUUUCAAGCAUGUCCGGGAGGCUCGCCUGGUUGAGGAUCUUGGACAUGAACUCACUUAUGUCUUGCCCUACCAAUCAGCUAAAGAUGGAGCCUUCGUGGAGCUCUUCCACGAGCUUGAUGACCGGCUUACUGAUCUGGGAAUAUCAAGUUAUGGAAUUUCCGAUACCACUCUGGAAGAGAUUUUCCUGAAGGUAGCAGAAGACAGUGGAGUCGAUUCUGUUGAGCUUUCAGACGGAGUCGUACCAACUCGGACUCGUCGACGCCAUGCUUUUGGAGAUCACCAGAGCUGCCUGAAACCCUUCACUGAAGACGACUUUGACUUCAACGACUCUGAAGGUGAUCCAGAAUCCCGUGAGACUGACUGGCUUGGUGGGGCAGACGGCAAAGGUUCAUACCAGGUGAAAGGCUGGAGUCUGAAGAGGCAACAGUUUGUCGCGCUGCUCUGGAAGCGCUUCCUCUACGCCCGGCGCUCCAGGAAAGGUUUCUUUGCUCAGAUUGUCCUUCCAGCAGUGUUUGUGUGUAUCGCCCUGGUAUUCAGCCUGAUUGUUCCUCCAUUUGGAAAGUACCCCAGCUUGGCUCUGCAUCCCAGCAUGUAUGGAGAACAGUUUUCUUUCGUCAGCAAUGACAUGCCUGAAGACCCUCACACCAACAAACUGCUGGGAGCUCUGAUGGAAAAACCUGGCUUUGGAAGUCGCUGCAUGAAGGGAGAGCCCAUACCAAACACCCCCUGUACUGCUGUUGAAGACGAGUGGUCAGUCCCUGACAUCUCUGAGAGUGUCAGGGACAUUUUCGACAAGGGCAACUGGACCAAGGAGAACCCUUCUCCUCUGUGUCAGUGCAGCUGUGAGGGGAGAAAGAGAAUGCUGCCGGAGUGUCCUGAUGGAGCUGGCGGACUCCCACCACCACAGAUGAAGAUCAGUGACAAAGACACCCUGCAGAACCUGACUGGCAGAAAUGUAUCAGACUACCUGGUCAAAACCUACGCACAGAUCAUUGGCAAAAGCCUGAAAAACAAGAUUUGGGUCAAUGAGUUCAGGUAUGGCGGAUUCUCACUGGGUGCAAGGAGCUCCCAGUUUCUGUCUCACAAAGAGGAAAUUGAUGAUGCGAUUGUUCAGCUGAGGAGGCGCUUCCAUCUUGAAAGAGGAACUGCAUCUGAUCGGUUUUUCCGCAGCCUGUCCAGUUUCAUCCAGGGAUUGGACUCCAAGAAUAACGUGAAGAUCUGGUUCAACAACAAGGGCUGGCACAGCAUCAGCUCCUUCCUCAAUGUGAUGAACAACGGCAUCCUGCGCGCAAGUCUGCCAGCUGGAAAAGACCCCAGCAAGUUUGGCAUCACGGCCUACAACCACCCACUGAACCUCACCAAGGAGCAGCUGUCACAGGUCGCAUUGAUGACGACAUCGGUGGACGUGCUGGUGUCCAUUUGUGUGAUCUUUGCCAUGUCCUUCGUGCCGGCCAGUUUUGUGGUCUUCCUCAUCCAGGAGCGAGUGAACAAGGCCAAGCACAUGCAGUUCAUCAGUGGAGUACAGCCAUUCCUCUACUGGCUGGCCAACUUCGUCUGGGAUAUGUGUAAUUACAUCGUUCCUGCCACACUGGUGAUCAUCAUAUUUGUGUGUUUCCAACAAGACGCCUACGUCUCCUCCACCAAUCUCCCAGUGCUGGCCCUGCUGCUCCUGCUUUAUGGGUGGUCAAUCACCCCUUUGAUGUACCCGGCCUCCUUCUUCUUUAAGAUCCCCAGUACUGCCUAUGUGGUCCUAACUAGUGUCAACAUACUGAUAGGAAUCAACGGCAGCGUGUCAACAUUUGUUCUGGAGCUGUUUGGAAGUAACGAGAUCGGGGGCAUCAAUGACAUCCUGAAAAACGUUUUCCUCAUCUUCCCCCACUUUUGCUUGGGGAGAGGACUGAUUGACAUGGUGAAGAAUCAGGCCAUGGCUGACGCUUUGGAGCGAUUUGGUGAAAACCGUUUCCGAUCGCCACUUGCCUGGGACAUGGUGGGGAAAAACCUGUUUGCAAUGGCCAUAGAAGGGGUUGUGUUCUUCUGUAUCACAGUCCUCAUUCAGUAUCGCUUCUGCAUCAAGACGAGGUCUUCCAUCAGCCACCUGAAACCGAUUGGAGAGGAAGAUGAGGAUGUGGCCAGAGAGCGUCAGAGGAUCCUGAGCGGAGCCGGGCAGUCAGAUAUCCUGGAGUUGAGAGAGCUCACCAAGAUUUACAAACGGAAACAGAAGCCGGCAGUCGACCGGCUGUGUGUUGGCAUCCCUCCUGGAGAGUGUUUCGGUUUGCUUGGAGUGAAUGGAGCAGGCAAGACCAGCACCUUCAAAAUGCUGACGGGAGACUCCUUGGUCACCAGUGGCGAGGCAUACUUGGCAGGCAAAAGUGUAAAUACUGAGAUAGAUGAGGUGCAUCAGAACAUGGGUUACUGUCCUCAGUUUGAUGCCAUCAACGACCUGCUGACCGGCAGAGAACACCUUGAAUUCUAUGCUAUUCUGAGAGGAGUACCUGAGAAGGAAGUCUGCGAGGUGGCAGAGUGGGGCAUCCGGAAGCUGGGAUUGGUCAAAUAUGUGGACAAAUCAGCAGGGAGCUACAGCGGAGGAAACAUGAGGAAACUGUCCACGGCCAUCGCUCUCAUUGGAGGACCUCCUGUUGUGUUUCUGGAUGAGCCAACGACAGGCAUGGACCCUAAGGCACGCCGGGCCCUCUGGAAUGCCAUCCUGAGCAUCAUCAAAGAGGGACGCUCUGUAGUUCUGACGUCUCACAGCAUGGAGGAGUGUGAAGCUCUGUGCACCAGGAUGGCCAUCAUGGUCAACGGCAGGUUCCGCUGCUUGGGCAGCGUGCAGCACCUUAAAAACAGGUUUGGCGAUGGCUACACCAUCAUCCUGCGAGUGGCAGGGCCAGACCCAGACCUUCGGCCGGUGAUGAACUUCAUCGAGCAGGAGCUUCCAGGGAGCACUCUGAAAGAGAAGCACCGCAACAUGCUGCAGUACCAGCUCCCCUCAUCCCUCACCUCCCUAGCCCGCAUCUUCUCCCUCCUCUCAAAGAACAAGGAGACACUCUGCAUAGAAGACUAUUCUGUCUCCCAGACCACUUUAGACCAAGUGUUUGUAAAUUUUGCCAAGGACCAAAGCGAUGAGGACCAUUUGAAAGACGUCCACCUGAGCAAGCGGGACGCUGUUGUAGUGGACGUUUCACAGCUCAACUCUUUCCUCAUUGACAGCAAGAGCAGGGAGAGUUGUGUCUGAUCCCACCGCAUCCACCAGUGGGAGCAGCUUCUCCCACUCUCCCUGCAGUUUGAAAAAUAUGGACCACAAGCCUGUGGGGGAGGGGAACCUUUAUUUUUUUGUUAGUUUUUUUUAACUAAGUGUUUUAGUCUUUUUUUAAAAAAAUCAUUUUUCAGUGAACCUGCACCUGAGCGCACAGCCUUUCCACAAAGGCAAAAGCUGCAGGCUUUGUGAAAAACACUGACAAAAUGAAAACUCAAUGCAAAUCAAUGCAAGAAAAUGUGUACAAAUAUAUUUAAGAUGACGAUAUCCCUACGGAUGUUGGAGACAGUUACAUCUUCUGCAGCAGGAUGACUGCAGAAAGGCAACGGAGGGAAAGACUGGCUCCUCACUUAGAGGGCAAGAGGGGGACGCAGGAAGGAAAUACCUUGGAUUCGUUAUUCCCAUUCCUCAGAGGAGUCAUGUGGAUCAUUCACUGCCAGCUUUUGAAACAUGGACUGACCACUUUUUUUAUUCAGGGUCAAACUUCUUCAGCUUGUCUUUGUUACCAACGGCAGUUUUAUAAUCAAAAUGAUGGUUUAAAAAAAAAAAGUGACAAAAGUGCAAUCUAUGUGAUUAUUUCACUAAUUGAAAAUUGUAGAACUGCAUACCCUCUGCAGAGUUCUUCUCUUCUGUUGUUACAUGUCUGACUGCUACUGUUGUUCCUGGUUACCUUAACAUUGUUCAGCCCAGUGCCUGUAGACGUGGAGCCACAGAUGAGCACUCCAUCACAAACCACACGUAUGCUGCCAAGGAAUGUAGAGCAACAACGACACGCAUCCCCAGCCCGUAGAGAAACAUGCUUUUGGAGUGUGACCAUCAUUAUCUGUGUCCAAAGAAAACAAAACAAUUGCUCGAUGUUUGUUCCAGUUCUUCAGCCUGUGAUGUCGCUCUGCUUUUCCUCCCUGAUCUGAAUCAGAGGGUUCCUCAAGGUUGUUUUGGAAAGAUGGCUUUAUGUUUGUGACCGCAUGCUUCCUGCUAGGCCACGCACUUUCAACAUCAGUGCAUCUGUGUCCGUGUGUGUAGACCAAAGCAUGCCAGUAGAUCUGUGUUUAAUGCAGUGGAGAGAACUAAAAUCUCCUUCAUUACUGUUGGAUUUCUUGUCAAAUGAUGCGAUAAAAAAACAACUUAAAGUAGAGCAGGAGAAAAGUGAAGGGACUGAUGGGAUUCUAGCAACCUAUUUCUGUGGAUAUAAUGUACAGUAGUUUGAUGUCACCAGUGAUCUAUCAGUAUCUGUGCCAAAAUGUUUGAUCAAACUGUGUAAUCCUAAUGAGGCAAAUGAUUUUUGAAGUCGUUCUUUGAACCACGCAUUUGCUCAGUCACUCGAUCAGUCGUAAGCUGCUGGAAACAAAGCAGGCACAUAUGUCAAAGGUUUGUUCUGUGGUUUGAUCUCAACUUUUACUGCUCUCUUUGCUCUAGUGACUUUGCCAAAUCCCAAAGUGGUCACAUUCACAACGUGAACGCAGCCGUCAAGAAAGAAAGAUUCUGUUUGGACCCAGUCAGUCAGCCAAGCUGAACAUGUCGAUUACAAUUGUGCUUGUAGUGCUUUGUAGCUACAAAUCCAGGGUUUGAACUAAGGACAGAAUCUCACCAUAGAUUCCCUGUCUGUUGAUAAAUCUUGAAAAGUGUUUUAUAAUUAUUGAAGUUAAGAACUGACCCUUCCAAACUUUUUUUUUUUCCUUAUCUAAAAAAAUGAGCACUUUAUGGGCAUAGCAGCCUUUGGUUUUCACCGUGUAGAAUUAGGCAUUUGAAAACUCAAAAAUAAAUAUCUGCACUGAAGAACAGACAUGAUGGAGAAACAUGAAGCUACAUCACUGCAGUUGUAGAUUUGUUUGAAACUUGAAACAUAGAUCAAAGGCUUUUGUGAGUUAGAGAAAUUAGUGGAACGGUGAAAAUAAGACUAGAAGUUGUUGUUAAGAGAGCAAUGCAGGACAUUACUUAAGUGGUCAUUUUUCUUCUCUUCUCGAUCUCAAUAUUACUAUUUGUUUACAUUUUAAAGUAUUACAAAUGUUUGAGUCUGUUAACCGUUGUGUAUAAAUAUUCAACAUUAAUAAAAAUUCAUACAUUUUCAAA
Molecule: messenger RNA, 9213 nt
Organism: Oryzias melastigma (Indian medaka)
Lineage: Eukaryota; Metazoa; Chordata; Actinopteri; Beloniformes; Adrianichthyidae
Product: phospholipid-transporting ATPase ABCA1
Exons: 48
Coding region: 223-7122 (2299 amino acids)
Biological process (GO): transmembrane transport; lipid transport
Cellular component (GO): intracellular membrane-bounded organelle; membrane
Molecular function (GO): ABC-type transporter activity; lipid carrier activity; ATP binding
Source: RefSeq, a predicted model, not a curated record